Messenger RNA from Oncorhynchus mykiss (rainbow trout), 4301 nucleotides. NCBI's taxonomy places the organism in Eukaryota, Metazoa, Chordata, Actinopteri, Salmoniformes, Salmonidae. The record is from RefSeq and is a predicted model, not a curated record.
CUUUUGACUCCAACAACAGGAGUCGGGGUCGACUCCAAAAAUCCCGGAGUCCAUUACUUUGACCCCCACCCGUUUCCAUGGCAAUUCCAUUGUUGGUCGAGUUCAACUGACAUCUUUACCGCAUCUACAGUAUGGAGUGGCCCCUGCGAAAGCAACAAACGGUUCCAUGGUUACCAUGCGUAAACACGCACGAGUGGAUCAAGAACCAGCGCUACUCCCCAAGAGUAGACCGCCAUGACAAGUCGAAUGCUGAAAACAGAACUGGUGUCGCUACUUCUCAAUUUACAAUAGGAAUACAUUAUAUACAAUAUAAAUCCAAAACUGUUUCAUUUGACUAGGUCUAUAAUCGUAGCACCCAAAAAUGGAUGAUUUGGAGAUAGAGGAACAACUGGCGCGGAUUAAAAAGAGAGAUUUAUUGCAGACAUAUUUCUACAAAAUGGCAAGCAGAGUGUUCGGUCCCGCUAAAACACGGGACAGGGUUUUCAUCGCGCCACCGAUGCCCAAACGGCCCGUUUGCACGUCUAAGCCUGAAAGCCAAGUGCUGACAAAAUGCCGAUAUGGGUCAGUGGCGGCCAUUGUGCCAGGAACAGGGGACAGAGUCAGUGGUGCUCCAAUUACAGUGAUGCCUUUGGAAGUUAAUGACACGAAGCACCAAGACUGGGUUAACCAAAGGAGGUCUUUUCGUCGACAGUUUGAUAGUCUCGGAGACUUGUCGAAGUGGGUUAACAGCAAGCCGACGGUGACCGAGCUGGAGAUGUUGGUUGUGGAAAGAGAGAAAAAGAAGCAGAGAACUCCCUCACCUGUCCUGGGUUUUACUUUGACACCCCCUGAGGCUCUUAAGGCCAGAACACGUGCCAGCCCGACCCGUCCUUCUCGGCGGGCUAAUGUGCCUCGCACACACGCAGCCCGGUCCCAACUGCGCGAGGUAAAGGAGGUAAGGAGGUACCUCCGCACUCACAAGCUCCGACCCUCUGAACUGGCUAAGAGGCUUGACAAACAUGGCACGGGACGCAUCAGUCGGAAUGACCUCCGAGCUGUGUUUGAGAAGGAGGGCCUCCCUGUGGUGCCAGAGCAUCUGGAUGAUCUGGUGUCCACUCUUAGCGGCAUGGAAGGGGACACAGUGACAGUGAAGGACUUGGCGGAGGGCAUCAAGGCCUGGAGCCUAGAGAGGGAGAAGGAGGAGAGUACCAGCUGGGGCCGCAGGGGCCUGACAGAGAGAGGAGAGCUAGAGCUGGAGAAAGGAUGCAACAGGGAAAUAGAGAGAGUGAGGUGCAGGGAGCAGCGGUCUCCGAGCAUCCUAGCACGGAGGCCAGUGUGGAGCCGUGGUCUUAAGCGUGGGUCGGGGAGGCAUGGUGCCCAGCUCCUGCCCCUCCCCAGUCCUGAGCUGUGCCUGCAGACUCCCCUGUCUCUAGAGGAGCAGCAGGAGCAGGCCCUUAUCCAGCAGCACCGCCGCAACAGGAACAAGGAGGGAAUGCAGGAUGAGGAGGUGCUGGCCAUCAUGAGGACAGUGUGUACAGGGAACACCACCCAGGACGCCCACUCCCACCCCUCCUCUCUGGGAGGAGACACGGCCCGAGUGUUGGACAAGUUCAGGAGACAGUGUCUGGGGGAGUACCUGGACUCACUGGACCAGUGUCACACACAGGGGGUCGCAGUCAACCAGGCCACACUGGAGAGAGUUCUGCUGCAUCCAGGGGACCAUGUCCUAAAGGGUCCAGAGAGUCUCUUGCUGAGGCAGGCAGGAACCAAUCCCAUGCCGGGGUGUGGGGGCCGUCUGAGGACCUGGAUCGGUUACAGCAGCAGUACCCCGCGGGGGGGCGAGGAGAAGGAGGAAGAGGAGCAUGGCCUGGAGGAAGAGGCCGCUCUACACAAAGUCUGCAAGGAUACGUCUGUACGUCGGGGACCCAAGAUGAUGACCCUGUCCACAGGUCGAGCUGAGGUAGGACACAAGACAGAGUGCAGGCUGACCAGGGAGGAGUAUACCCACAUGACCAGUGUGUAUGUUCUGUUUGUUUGGAGCAGCAACAUGAGGGAGCCGUCCAGCCGUAGAGCCGACCCUAACGCGUUCUGGACUGGUCAGGACAACCAUGUGAGACUCUACCUGCCCAGAGUGGGCCUGUCUCCUGAGGGGGUCCUCUUUGAACACAUCAUCCGCUCUCCCGCCCCAAGCCCCGGCAGCUGGCCUGUCAACGACAGGGGCUACUUCACCUCUGGAGACAUAGAUGGACACAAGGCCUACACCCUGUAGAGCACUUUACGCCAUGCUCCAGAUACAAUAUUGUACUUUCAUGUGGGAGUUCAAAGACUUUUUGCUGUUAGAUUAUGGUUACAGUCUUAUCCAAGGGUCUCCUCUUCAUUUCACAAGGCUAUUUUUAAUUGAGAUUAUUUUGUCUUUGAAGCUAAUAAAGACUAUAAUAUAAAGUGAAUGUCCAGUCAGAGGAGUAUCCUUUUAGGUGAGUAGUUUUAAUGACGAUCUCUCAAGACUGUCCCGAAGAAAACCCACAUACUGCUUUAUGGCAUACAGUCACAUUGUCGUGCACACUAUGACAUCUCCCCUUUUAAAGGGAUACUUCAAGGUAGUUUUGUGAGCCACUGAUAACUAGCGUUAGUUUUUUUGGGGUUGUGUCCCUCUCUCUACCUUCUUUCUCUCUCUUCUAUUUUAUUUUCAACGGACUAGGGUACAGUGCUAGUAACAGUGGCUUGACCGCAAUUGGUGCUGUUGCCCUAGUUCACGGACCCCUCUGACACCCGAAGGACUAGGGAAGAAGGAAAGGUAAAAGUGGCUUGACCGCAGCCCAACCUGACUCCCCAGUCCACAGACCACCCUGACACCUGAAAGAUUGGGGGCGAAGGAAAAGUAACAGGGGCUUGACCGCGGCCUGACCUGACUACCCAGUUGACGGACUACCCCAGACCCCCCAUGCAUCCAGAACUAGCAUCAGACCAGCUGUCUGAGGAGGAGACGACGGACUGCAGGCCUCGAGGCGAGUAAAAGCGCUGCCAUGGCUAGCCUUUACUCCCUCUACCCCCUGGCCUGCAGCCCUCCUCCCCUGCUUAUUUUUUUCCAUCUGCCCUCCUCAGGCCACCACCAUCCAGACUAGGACCAGCCGACCGCCAACCAUCUGGAGCAGUUUUACUAGGAGACCCCAGACCAGAUGCAGAAAACACCACGACAACCAGGGCGUGGAGGAAGGAACCCCUUUAAAGAUACCAACCUACGCCUGGAGCGAGUAGACUACAGGGGAGUGCCUCCAUUGACCUUCGGGUCACAGACUUCCAGGUGUGUCUACUCGCUUUAAGAUUGUCCUUCCUCACCUUGCAGGACCAGAGUAGACCAAUGACCAGAACAGACAUCAUCAAGACCAGAACCAAGUUCCGUUAAGACCAGACCCAACAGCAGUGGACGGAGUCCAACACCUCUCCAGUACCAUCACGCUGGGGAAUAACAGGGGCUCCGUCAACUACUAUGGCAUGCCCAAACUGCAGGAAAUGUGGCCAACUGGGCCAUCUAGCUGUAGCCUGCACAGCCAUCAUCUGCAGAAUCUUUAAAGGGAUACCAUCCCACCUCCACACGACCCUGCAACCUGUGCGGGAAAGGGGGCUAUUUCUUCAGCACCUGCCACAGUUCCUAUGCUGGGAAGGCAAGGGCCAACGGCACCAACCCCAAACCCACUAAGCCACUGCCCCUGACCCCCUUACUGCCCCUGUCUCCUCCAGCCUGCUCCUUAGUGACCGAGCAUCCAGACUUGCUGCCGCAUCGCUCCUCCUCCAGCACCAGCCCAGGCCGAUGGACAUACUACCCCCACAAUAACCAUUGCACAAGGUAGCUACUCUACCUGCUUCAUUCAUGACGAUAUAACCAUCUGGAAAAAGCUAGAUUGCUAGUCAAGUUGCUAGUUAGCUAAGUUAACUUAUAUUAACCAGUACUACAAAAUACAGCUAAGCUUUUAAAAUGUUAGCUGUUACCUUCAGGCUUGAUAGUUGGUUAAAAAGAAAAACCCUUGAAGGGAAGGCGAUUUUCGUUAUUUGUUAGCUAGAUAGCUAGGCUAACUUACCAGUUAGCUUUUAUCCCCCUAUCAAAUCUAGCUAGCUAGCUAGCCCCACUGGCUGCUGGCCAAAUAAGCUAACGUUCUUGAUUCUAGUUACCAAGAUAAAUAAAACAUCUACAAUUAGCUACCAACAGAGUUUAUCUAUAUUAUUCGUACCCGUCUUUUUACCAUGACAAACAGAUGCUGACAUUAAGACCGCACUCAACAAGCUGUAUAAAGCCAUAAGCAAACAAGAAAAUGCUUAUCCAGAAG